Messenger RNA from Aspergillus homomorphus CBS 101889, 2758 nucleotides. RefSeq names its product ubiquitin ligase complex subunit HRD3. The record is from RefSeq and is a predicted model, not a curated record. Gene Ontology annotation, biological process: ERAD pathway. Gene Ontology annotation, cellular component: endoplasmic reticulum membrane. The transcript is spliced from 4 exons. Lineage: Eukaryota; Fungi; Ascomycota; Eurotiomycetes; Eurotiales; Aspergillaceae. Bases 108 to 2696 code for a protein of 862 amino acids. Gene Ontology annotation, molecular function: protein binding.
UCUCUCAUCACUACCCUACCACUACCAGUUGACGGUUACAUCGAAGUGAUCUUUGGAGUCGCCAUGCGCCUCUCACUGUUCACUUCUACCAGAUUCUCGCUAACAACAUGAAAUCCCGAUGCUUAUGGCAUAUUCUGCCACUGGCGCUAUUGCUACUACUGCAGGCUUUUCUCGGUGAAUGUAGCGACCAACCCGAUAAUUUAUCCUCUACGAUCGAUGCCGUACACGAGCCUAAGGCGCAAUCCUUCUUCCAAUCCUCUAGCGGGUCUGAGGACGUCGAAGUCCAACAACCGGGCCAUGAGCGCGUCGAACAUGCCCUCCGAGUUCUUCGAGACUCCAAACUCUCCGUCGUCGCCCCGGACACCAAACCCUCCAGUCUAGUGGGGUACGCCUGGUACUAUGCCCAGGAAGCCUUCCGGAUCCUCUUCAUGAACGCGCCGAAGUCGUCGUCGUCUGACAGCAACCGCUCCAAGAAACACAAGGUCCACCCGGACAUUGCCAAGGCCGUGCACGAGCUCACGGUCGCGGCGCAGGAGGCCGGCAACCCGGACGCGAUGUUCCUGCUGGCGGAGUUGAACUUCUACGGCAAUUACACGCACCCGCGCGACUUCAAGCAGGCGUUCCACUGGUACCACGCGCUGGCGGCCGCCACGGGCAACAGCACAGCCCAGUACAUGCUGGGCUUUAUGUACGGGACGGGCGUGGGCGGCGCCGUCGAGCGCGACCAGGCCCAGUCGCUGCUGUACCAUACCUUCGCGGCCGAGACCGGCAACACCCGCUCCGAGAUGACGCUGGCGUACCGCCACCACCAGGGUGUCGGGGCCCCGCGCGACUGCGACCAGGCGACGUAUUACUACAAGCAGGUGGCCGACAAGGCGAUCGCGUAUCUCCGCUCCGGUCCCCCCGGUGGACGCAAUCUGGUUCGCGAGAGUUAUCGCUGGGCGGACGAGGAAGGCGGGGUGUAUGGCGAGGGCGCCAGCGUGUCGACGGCGGGGCUGCGAGAUUCGGCGCACUCCGGCGCGGACGCCAAUCUGGAGGAUGUGCUCGAGUAUCUGGAUCUGAUGUCGCGGAAGGGCGAGCUGAAGGCGACGUUUAGUCUUGGCAAGAUGUACUACGAGGGCGGCCGCGGCCUGCCGCGGAACUUCCGCCGCGCGAUGCGCUACUUCAAGCAGGUCACUCGGCGGUAUUGGAACCAGGACAACUCCGUCAUUCCCAACUAUCCCGCCGGAAUCGAGAAGCUGGCUGCCAAGGCCGCCGGCCAUGUUGGGCUGAUGUAUUUGCGCGGCGAAGGCGUCGAACAAAAUUUCGCCACGGCGUUGACCUGGUUCCGCCGCGGACUUACCAUUGGCGAUGCGUUGUGCCAGCAUGAAAUGGGGCUGAUGUACUUGCAUGGGUAUGGUGUGUCGCAGGACGCGUACCGGGCUGCUUCGUACUUCCGCUCGGCGGCGGACCAGGACUUCCCGGCAGCCGAGACGAGACUGGGUGCCCUGUUCCUGGAUCAAGGGGACGUGCCGACCGCGACCAAGUACUUUGAGUUGGCGGCGCGGUGGGGGUCGAUGGAGGCGUUCUAUUACCUGGCGGAGCUGUCGAAUAAUGGUGUCGGGCGGAAGCGGCACUGUGGGAUGGCGGCGUCGUACUACAAGAUGGUGGCGGAGCGGGCGGAGGCCAUCCACUCGUCGUUCGAGGAAGCGAACACUGCUUACGAGAACGGGGACAAGGAGCGGGCGCUCAUCCCAGCCAUGAUGGCCGCGGAGCAGGGCUACGAGUACGCGCAGUCGAAUGUGGCGUUCCUUCUGGACGAGCAGCGCUCGCUGGUCGCGCUGGACCGACUCCUCCCCGGCACCCAGCAGAGCCGACCGCCCUUGCUCCGCAACGCCGCAUUGGCGCUGAUCUACUGGACGCGGUCGGCCAAGCAGGCCAACAUCGACUCCCUGAUCAAGAUGGGCGACUACUACCUCAGCGGCACGGGCAUCGCGGCGGACGCCGACAAGGCCUCGACCUGCUACCACACGGCGGCGGAGGCGCACUACAGCGCCCAGGCGUACUGGAACCUAGGCUGGAUGCACGAGAACGGGGUGGCGGUCGACCAGGACUUCCACAUGGCCAAGCGAUACUACGAUCUGGCGCUCGAGACCAGCCCCGAGGCGUACCUGCCCGUGAAGCUGAGUCUGCUUAAGCUGCGGAUGCGGGGGUAUUGGAACUGGCUCACGAACGGGGAUAUCAACCCCAUCCAAGAGGAGAAGGCCGCCAAACCCCACCGCACCUUGAAAGAAUGGAUCGCCGCGUUCAUCGAGAACGACGAAGAAGAGGAGGCCAACUACCGCGCACAACUGUACAAACGCGGCGACGACGAGGAGGACGAUCUGAUGUCGGCGGCGACGGGGAACCAUCGGCUGGACGAGCGCCAUAACGACGAUGGCUACUAUGAUGAUCUGGAGCUGGACAUCGACGAGAGCGUGCUCGAGGGCCUGAUUAUCGUUGGCUUGGCGGCUACCUUGUUGGUGCUGGUGUAUAUGCGACAGCAGCGUAAUCGACAGAGACAGCCUGAUGGUAACGGGGGUGUGAAUCCGGCUGCGGGGGGGAAUGGCAAUGGCAAUGGCAAUGGUAACGGGGUUGGGAACGGAGAGAGAGGAUUCUUCCCUCGGCCGGGGGAUCCCGAGUUCGCGCAGUGGGCGGCCGGGGGAGUUGGGCAUUGAGUAGAUAGAUUGUUCGGAUGGGGGUGAGGAUGAGGUUUUUGUGGUUGAAUUUACUAGAAGAC